CCCAGCACAGUUCGUCAGAUCGGGGAGUUGCGGGUUGUGAGAGAUUCUAGAGAAAUUCAAAAGUAAACUUUAGAAAAAAGUUCUCGUCCUCCGUGCUAUAUGAUGGCUAUCGUUUAAAAAACUAGUUUGUUUAUGAACACAGUUUGUGGAUAAGAUGAGAUUGUUGAUAAUCGCGUACACUCUCAGCGGAUUCCUUAAUCACAGUCCUAGUGUAAUUAAAGCAACAACUGUCCAUCUGAGAACUUCCACAAUGGCUACAAACAAUGCAACCAUGUCACCUAAUUUAGUGUCAAUCCCGGAAGUUGAAAUCGAUCCUCAAGGAGUUUUUAAGUAUAUUUUAAUGAGGGUCUAUGAUGAUGCUGGAGACGGAACACCAAACAAACUCGUUGUCAGAGGGACCAUAAAAGGAGCCUAUCAUGCUAAGCUUAAGUACCCAGUUUUAUCUGCACCGAUUCUUCGCAACUGUACCUACUCAAUUUUUUAACUCCGAUUACGUUAG
Messenger RNA from Bemisia tabaci, 499 nucleotides. Lineage: Eukaryota; Metazoa; Arthropoda; Insecta; Hemiptera; Aleyrodidae. The record is from RefSeq and is a predicted model, not a curated record.